GAACCGUUUUUUCGUAGAAAUUAAAGUGUUUGUUUUGUUUGCAGUGAUACUCAGAAAACCGUUUUUUUUUCGUAAAAAUUAGAGUGCCAUUUUUUUUGCAGUAAUACUUAAAGAACCGGUUUUUCAUUUUUCAUUAGACUAGAGAGCCGGAUUUUUUUGUAGAACUUAUUACACCUAGAGAGCUGGUUUUUUUGUAAGAUACUUACGAAAUUUAGAGUGCCGGUUUUGUUGUAGAAGAAAAAGUUACCUUAAAGUGCCGGGUUUUUUGUAGAGAUAUUAGAGCGCCAGUUUUUUUUCGUGAGACUUAUUAGGAGUGCCGGGUUUUUUGUGCGAUUUAAUAGACUUAAAGCACCGUUUUUUUUCAGAGAUACAUAGAGUGCUGGUUAAAAGUUUUUUUGAAGAAGACAAUUAAUCACUAACUUCUGAAAUAAAAGUGAAUAUUGAAGUAAUAUAUGAUCAAAAAAUGCGAUGGGAAAAGAAUAUUCUAAAAUUAAAAUUAUAAAAACUUAAGUAUAUAUUUAUUCACUUGUCACGCCAUAUUUCCAAAUACUUCUUUUGCACACUACCUGCAAAAACAAAGUAGCAUGACCAAAGAGAAGCAUUACCUUCGGCCCUAAUAACUCCUGCCAGGAUUUGAACCUGGAUCUCUUAUGAAAUUCUCCACAAGAAUCUUACCUUUAGACCACAGGAAUUUUACACAAUUCCUAACAAACUGUGAGAAUUGCAUUACUGUAAAAACUUAUUCAAAAACAGUAACAGCCCUAAUUAUGACCAUGUUUGUUACAAUGUGUUGCAUUUCGGGAAUUUUCCAGGCGAGUUCGGUAAAGUGCGGGCAUUUGCGGCAAGUAGAUGUGCAUUGAAGGCACACUUAACUCACUGACGGGAUUUACUUGCAAGUGUUUUUCAUCCUUAGAUACUCUUACAGCUAUGGUAAAGGGGCAUACUUGUUGCAUAGUUCUAUGGAAAACAUUACAAAAUAAAAGACCUGACAAUUUAGGAGAAUCUUCUUACAAAAAAGCAUAAAUAAAAAAUUACUCACGAUGAAGCUCGCAAUCCUGACCCACGAAAUUUGAAAGACCUUCCUCCGUAAACACAUGCAUACUUUAACUCGUAAUAUUUCAAAUCAGGCUUUAAUUCUUUUUAAUGGUUCUACAAUCCCUUAUCCACAAUUCAGUAAAAUUUAUCUGCUUAUACAAGCUAAUUUUUUGUUGUAGAUCUUCGAACGAAGAGUACAACUGAGAUUCCGCAAUGACAGCCAUUUUCGAAAGAGCGAGCAUGAGGGAAUGCACGAUGUAUAGCAUGGUGGUCUAGAUGAAUCAUGACCUAAAAAUUUACGGGUUUUUUAGUUAAAGAGCUGGUACCGGUUCUUUUAGCUACGCAGUAUUUUAUAACAUGCCUGCAUAACGAAUUAAUUCAUGUUAACAACAACCUAAGAUUGAAAGUCCAACUAACAAAAUGCACAUAUUUAAUAGAUAAGUAGCAAAUGUUUUCAAAGUUCCCUAUCUAUAUAAUGGGCGUGCACAUGCAUGCAAAAUGGUUAAUCAUUCGGGUCAAAUGGUCCAUACAUCUGGCCCUUUUUUUUCUUUAUAUCACUAUUAAAUUAGGAUAACUCCACUACUUUAGUGUCUCAUUUAAUGAGGUCUUCCAAUUGCAGUGUUUAUCAUUUUUGUUUUUGCAGAAUUAAUGUCAUGUUUCAGCCGCACAAAUCUGACAACCACCAAAUAUGUAAUACAACCUUGUCUUACAAAUGAAGAAAAUGCUUUGCACGCCCAAGGAGAAAAGGGUAGCUUGGAAGAAUUAUUAUCAGAGAUUACUUAAGACUGAGUUUGAUUGGGAUGAGGAUAAUUUGUCUGAUGAUGUUGUAGAAGGGUCAGCUAUGCAGAUCAAGACAGAAUGGGAUUAUAGAGAAUGAAGUAUUUCCAGCUUAAAUGAUGUACAACAGUGGCUCGUUAGAGAUAGUUGAGAACUUUACUUAGGUGAUAUGUUGGGCAGUGAAGGGGGUGUUACUUGCAGGGUAGGUUCUGUUUGGAAAAAGUUCAGAGAGUUACUUCCUUUGUUGACUAGCAGAGUCCUGUUAAUUGAGGUAAAAGGCAGGUUGUAUGAGGCCUGUGUAAGAAGUGUUAUGUUGUACGGUAGUGAGACAUGGGCAGUGAAUGCUUAGGUGGAUGUGUAACGCCAGUCUGAGAGACAGAAAGAGUUCAGAUAAGCUAAGAAGCAGGGUAAGUCUCCGUAGAAUUAAAGAUGUUAUCCAGUUAAGAAGAUUGAAUUGGCUGGGGCAUUUUGAAAGAAUGGAGGGGGGUAAUUGGGUAAGAAAGUGUAGAGACUUGAUAGUCCCUGGGGCAAAGCCCAGGGGCAGACCGAGAAAGACUUGGCAUGAGGUUAUAAGGACAGACUUGAUACAGAGGAAGUUGAGUUUAGAUCUAACACAGUCUAGAUCAGAUUGAAAGAGGGUUAUUAAUAUACCCUGUCCAACCCAUGCUAGCAUGGAAACGGAUGUUAAGCCAAGAAUGAUGAUGAUGAUGAGUGUCAAAGCAUGUGAUUUUUAAUCCUUUAGUUACUUUGUUUACAAUAAGGAUGGUGUUACAUGACAAGCAUAUUUUCCUUGUAUAUAUUUUCACUUUACGCACACAGUAAGUUAAUAAUUUUCAGUUGCGAAAAAAAUAAAAUAAAUAAUUUGACUUGCAAAAAAAAAAAAAAAAUGUGUCAAUAAGUUUGUUCUCUUGUUUUCGAUUAUUAAAAUAAAUAGCUGUCAAGGUAAAGAUAGAAACUACCUGCAUGUUUAUUUUUAAAAUUUAUGCAGCAAAAAAUUUUCUUGUGUUGUUAUGAAAGUUAUAUAUACAUGCAGCAGGAACUAUUCUUGUGCUGUUAUACAGAAUUUAACUGUAUUGUUUUGUAAGUUAUAGAUCAAUUAUACUUGUGCUGUUUUGAAAUUUAUUCUCUUUCCAAAAUCUCUCCUCACUGAAAAUAAUAAAAAAACACUUGUUUUUUAUGUUUUUUGCACAGUCUUAUGAGCAAAUCUAAAUUUUAUGCAAAAUAUUUUUAGGGACUAAUUAUAUACUGCCAAUUUAACUAAUUGGCAAUAUAUAAAGUCUUUUGCAGCAUUAAAAUCGGUUAAAAUUCGUAAAGAAGGGUGUUACGGCAACCAUAUCCUGUCUUGUUUUUGGUAUGCAUUUUCCCCAUACUGUGGUCUAAUUAACAACAGUCUUACUUGCAAAAUUACAUUUUAAUUAGUGUAUCUUCAUCGACAAUGUGGGUGUUCUAUCUUGUUUUUUUUAUAUUAUUUCUCCUAUGCGUUAGAUUAUUUUAGAUUUAGCCUUGCAGUAUUACAUUUUAGCUAGUUUAUAUUCAUCAUUCUAAUAAUCAUGGUAAAGGAGGAUGUUACUACAGUAAUAAUCUGUAUUAUUGAUGAAGGUUUAUUUUUAUCAUCAAGGUCUGUUGUCUAUAUUUUGGCCUGUGCAUACACGUGCAAAAUCAAAACAUUACACCCUUAAAUCUAUGCUAAAAUAUCCUAAAAUCGCCAAAAAUAAAAGGUAAUCUGUUGCAAAGCAUGCACAUUUGACACCAAAUUAAAUAAGGUAAUUCUUUCUUAGCUUGAGUCGCGAAACUGGUUUUUCCAUGUAGAUAUAUCUAUUACAAAAUUCUCCCUUGAAACUUCAUAACAGAACAUUUUUUAUAACAAUAUAAUGCAACUGCAUGUCCUUUUCUGUGAACACAGUCAGUCAUUAAUUUUCCUGUUUUAAAUUCUCCCAAAAAACCAUGUGUUUGGUCAAGUAAAAAAAAUAGGCCCAGUUUGGGUAACAAAGCAGGACAACAGUAUUUAGGAGACUGGAGAUGCAGUAAAACAUUAUGGUCAUGUUAUUGGCAUAAAGCCUUCAAUUAUCCCUAAGAAUUGCAAAUGAUAUAAUUCCGAUGACUAAUUUAGAAUUCUUAUUAUGCAGAAUAAUUGGUUGUCUGUUGUUUAUGUUAUUUCCCUGUGUAUAUAUGUGUGAAAUGAAAGAACCAAAACAUUUAUGUCACAUAGAUCCUUGUCUAUAUCUAUUCUGAACAUAUAUUAAUCCAAGGGACCAGUCUCGAAACUGGAGCAUUUAAAAUGCGACCAUGCUACCCAGUCUUAAGACAUGGCAGGACAAACUUUGGUCAUUAUCUUCUGUAUAUGCUGAAAAUUGUCAAAUUCUAAGUUAGUAAGUUGAGUCAUAAAUAAAGCGAAUAAACUGGCAAGAUUUAUUAUAGGUUUAUUUUUAGCAAGAACAUGUAUUGUAAUGUAUAUACAUAUAUAUAUAUCUAUUAUUUCUUAUAGUACGUUAGCAAUCUCUAAAAAGAUUGGAACCAAAUCAACAUGCUUGGAUUUGGUGCAUUAAACGCUGUGUCUACUGAAGAUAGUUCAGUUUCCACUUUUCAUGAAGUUAGAAAAGAAGAACAGGAAGCUGAAGCUUUAGCCUUGUACAACAAAGCAUUAGAAUAUGAGAAAAACAAUGAGACAAAGCAAGCUGAAGAACAUUUCUUAAUUGUUCUUCGAAAAGAGUUAAUUGUGCAGGCCCCUGAGUCAUUAAAUGAGGAUGAGCAGUUACUCCAACAUCCUGCACUCUUUUUGAAAUACAAUGUUUUAAAACAUCUCGCUAACUUAAAAGAAAAAGAGGAUGAUAAAGAGAAGGUAUUGGAUUAUCUGUUAGAGGCAGCAGUUGUGGAUGAAUCUGAUGUUUCCUUAUGGUGGAAAAUUGGGCAAUUUGCAACUUCGACUUUAAAUAUUCGUUUGGCCAGAUAUGCUUUUGAGAAGGGUUUGCUGUACAGUCCAAAUCAUUGCCUAUGUCUUGAUCAGUUAAUAACAGUUUUGUAUGUUGUUGGAGAUUAUACAGCGUGUCUUGAGAUGAUCAGUAAAGCUUUUGAUAGAGAUGAAAGUUACACAAAAGGUUUUGCCAUCAGAGAUCAAAUUUUUAAAGAAGAGCCUUGUUUCAAGAAGGACUGUAUUUCAUUAAGAUCAUUAUAUAUUCAAGACCCAGGCAAAGAUGAAGCAGAAUACCAGAGUUACAUAGAGGAAGCAUUAGUAAUUAGAGGAAAAAGACAACUGCUUGCGAAACGGGAAGAGCUUCCAAAAGUAAAAUUUGCAAAGCCUCUGCAAUAUUAUAUGUGGCAUUGUUUGGGUGAAUCUUUGCUUCAGUUAUAUAGUGAGUUAACAGAUCCCAAUAAAAAACAGUCAUUGUGUUGGAGUGUUGAUUUAAGCAAAUAUCAUAGAAGUGCAGAGCAGCAGAGUUGUCUAGCAAUUCCUUCCCCUGAUGUCCUUUCUAAAAAGUACUUGAAAAACACAUUAAAAGAUGGUGACAACAAGGGUAUAAAACGUAAAAAGCUUGUGUUAUGUUCGCAAGACAAAAAUGAACCACAGCCAAAACGAAGGUCCACAAGGGUAAAAACAUCAAAAGUCAAAGAUGCAGAUGUGAAUUGGUCAGAUUUGGUUUACAAUUUUUUGCCGCCAACAUUUAGAAAUGCUUUUGCUAUGGACACAGAUGAUUCACAAGAUAGCAAGGUUGACAUAAUUGAAAAGCCUGCCCGUGAAACCUACUGGGGAAGUCCUGAAGAAAUUAAAAAAGAAUCUUUGUUAGUUUCGAACUUUAUUAACAAACAGAUAAAAAAUGGGGGAUGUGUUCAAAUUGUAGAAAAUUUAUUACUUACCUUAAGUGAGUUUUGGGAACAAAAAUGGAGAAGUAGUCUUGUGGAAAUAUAUUUACCUUUAUAUGAAAUAUUCUGUAAACAUACUUGCUUCCCAAAUGCUCUGAGCUCUGAUAAUGAUGAAAAUUACAUGGCAAAACUUGGAAAGGUUAUAUUAAUGGCAUUGGAAUUUCAACUGGAUAGUUUGAUGUUGCCAAACAGUUCAUCUUCUCUGGUUUCAUCGCCAAGUCUUUCACCAUUUAAGUCAAACAUGCUGUCCAAACUAAGCAAAGAAGGUUUGACGAAAUUUCUUUCGGAUCUUCAUUAUGUAUCCAUGCUUGGUGCAAUGAAUAAUAUCUUGUCCCAUCCAAAGAACCAAUUCAAAGUAAGAUUUUACUGGGUUCAGGGAAGAUACUGCAUGAUGCAAAAUGAAAUCUAUCCAGCCACCAAUGCUUUAAAUAAUUGCGCACAUGUGUUGUUGAGCUAUUCAUCAAAUGAAAUUACACUUCAUAACUGCAAGCAUGAAAAUAUCAUCUCUGAAGAGACAGUUGAUAAAAAGAUUGAUUCAGUACAACAAAGUCAAUCACUCGAAGAGCUACAAGAGUUGCUAGAUAAACAAAAGCACAGUGAAAUUAUUUCAAUUCUUGAAUCCUUGAUCGAGCCAUCCAACAAGAAUUGUGAUGUGAAGUUGUCUCCAGAAAGACCAUCCCAGCUACUUCUAUUGCAGGAAUCCUACUUUCUAAGCAACAAGUAUCAGCAAUGUCUUGAUUGUACAGUGACUGCAUUAAAUGAAGUUUUUCUCACCGCAACUGCAACUGAGACUUGGAAGAUACACUUAAACAAACUUCUGAAAUGUUUGGAUGAUUGUAUGUCUUGCAAACAGUGUGAGAUGUUGAUAACAACGCAGUUAAUGCAAUCUUUGAGUGACAAAAUGAUCAAGCUUAUUGAACUAUCUAUGGACUGCGACUCUGCAGAGACAGAAUUUGUUACAACAUUACCUUGGUUGAUAACUUAUAGAAUCAUGCAAAUGCAAUACUCUCAAAAGGAUGUUGAAAUCGAUGUAUCGACUUCAGAACAUAGUAAAGAAAGCUGCACUGGUGAAAAUUCGCCACUAGAAUUUUUAAAAAAUGCUCACGAGUAUUUAGGAAGAAAACAUUGGUGUUGCCAUGACGAUGGUAUAUUGCUUCAGCAGUUUAUAAAAGAUUCUUUAUACGAACUUUCUAGAACUUCACAGCGAGAAGAUAUCUUGAAAAAUUUGGAGCAAUGUUUUUAUUGUUUAUACGGUAAUCCAUGCAAGAAAACCAAGACAAAAAGUAUUCAAGAACACAAUGACCAGCCAAUAAAAUUAACAUGGGACAACGCGAAAGUUUUGUACGAUUUCUACAAACCAACUGGACUACCACAGUUUGACCUGAAACCUUUUACAAUUUCUGUAGAGGUUCAAAACGUAUUGCGAAAAAUCUGCAGCGUCGUACCCCAACAAGAUAUUGAAGUUAUUCCAUUUGAAACAUUACAACAUUAUAUCGACGGUGGUGAGGAUUUACCUAUACCUGAUCAUAAUUUGCAGAAUGGAAAAAGUACUGGAAUGGAAGAUUUAUUUUACUAUUUGGGCGACUUUUACUUCAAAAAUAAAGAAUUCAACAAAGCUUUGAAAUUUUAUAUGCACGAUGUAUGCAUCAAACCGACCCGAUUUCAGUCCUGGGCGGCUAUGGCGCUUACCAGAGGUUCAAGACUGGAGGAGAAAAUUAAUCAGUGCGAGUUGAAAAGCGAUGGUCCAAUGAAGAAACACAUAACAGCAACCCUUCGAUGUUAUGAAAAAGCAGUCGCAUUAUGUAACGAGAAGUGUUUGGUUCUCGAAGAGUAUGGCCAGACAACGUACAUGUUGAAUUCAUACGCUGCUAGAAAGUUACUAGAAGGAAUCCAAGAUGAAAAACAUGAUGUACAGCUAUUAGAAAGCUAUCGCACCAUGCAAAAGCAAAUGCUUGUGCUUUCUGAAAAGUGUUUCACUGAUGCAUUGAAAGCGGCUUCCUUAAAAGAAGGCGAAAGAUGGCUGCAUUAUUAUAUGCUUGGAAAAAUUGCCGAAAAAUUACAAAAGCCUGCUUCUUCAUACCUGGAUUAUUAUCAAAAGUCGUUAGAAGAACUGUAUCAAUCAGGAGCUCAUUACUUGAAAAGGAUUUCUUAUCAUGGUCCACCAGAGUACUCUAUCGAAGCAGUUGAGUUGUUCUAUCGCAUCCAUGCUUCCAUCUUGAAAAUUUUGAAAUACUCGGAAACAAUAGAUUAUGAUCUUCUCGAGAAGCACUUAGAACGAGCUGUCAAUCAAAUUAUAUAUGUAGAAAUUGUAGAAGUUGACAAACUGACGUUGAAAGAGAAUGAUGUUUCAUCUUCUGCAGCAGCUAAAGGGAAAGUGACUGUAAUUCCUGAAGAGAGUAUUGUUUCAGACGUUGUAAAAACCUUGAUUGACCUUGUGUCUAAAAACGUAGAAGAACAAAACGUAAACGGACCAAAACAGCAAGGAACUGUAGAAAACAGAUUUGUGACACUUUCUCAAACCAGGAUUAAUUCAAACACAACAAAGAAAGUUCAGGGAAAUUUACAACCGCAGCAGUCCUCGUUGCCAAACAUCAUGUCAAAGAAACCACGUGGUUUCAUUGUUGAUAAAGAAGUUGAACAAUGUUUAGAAGUUUUGGUGAAGAGUGUUUGUCUUAAAAACGUUGAUUUUGAUGUUGCUAUUCAUGAAACUGUACAAUCUAAGUCUACUGUUUCUAACGGUGCGACUUCCCCACCAUUCACUGCAGUGAUGACAACUUCUCCACAGCUUAAUUCUUCUAAGGAAAGUACUACGUUUGUAUCACUGAAUACGCCGAAGAUGAGUGCAAAAGAAGGUUCUAUGCCUUUAAAUCUAUGUGAUGCAUCAAAAACCCCAAAAUAUCUUAGCGCCACUUGCUCUCCGUUAUCAUCUGUUAGUUCAAGUGCACAUUACACCACUCCCUCCAAUGUUGCUAAUAGAUACUCUUCAACAAGUACUGGUUGGCUAUGUACACGAGACGUUUCUACUGCUGUUACAUCGACGUUAAGUUCUUAUGCUAACCCGUUAGACUCGAAAAGUAACAUUUCUUUUGAGAAUAUCGUUCCAAAGUCCACCAUGUCGGUUUCAGCAAGCAAUACGAACCGUUCAUGUUGUUUGACAAAAUAUAUGCAUGAUGCAUCCACAUCAAUGAUCGCAAUUGCAACUACUGGCGUUUGCGUGAAUCAAGGUGAACAGGACGAAAGCAAUUCAUUUAAGUCAAGAGAAUGCUCUACUUCUUCUUCUUCUACAGAUUAUUCGAAAUUACAAUUACCUACCACUGAACGAUUAAAUAAAACUUUAAUUCAAGAUAAGUCCAUACCAUUUAGUGUAUUACCAAAGACUAUAAUAGACCUUACUGGUAAUACUCAAAAUGUAAACAAAACUGCUUUGAACAAUCAAGUAGGAGUUAAGAAACAAACAAAUGCAUUACCAGGAAAUCUUGAAUUAUCUGGAAAAACUGAAAAAGAUGCUGUGACAACUGAAGCUAAUGUUAUUAUAGAAGUUCAGUCAGCAUUAGAUGAUGUUGUUGCAAAGGUAGAAGCAGAAAUAAGCAAGACAUUAUUAGAUUCUAAAACAGCUUCAACAUACACCGUGACAGCUUCAAGCAGUGUUGGCACUGUUCAAAAUACAAAUAAUACAGAAAGUGAUCGAAGUAAAGAAAGUGAUAAAACUAGUAAACAUAUAACAAAGAAAGAGUUUAACAAACGCAUAUUCAAAAAUACAGCUGAAGAAACAUGUUAUAAAGCUACUGCAGAAAAGUGCUUAGCUGCGUUUGGUUUCUGUAUUCGGAGAUUCCCUGAGCACUAUAAAAGUCAAUAUCAGAUGUCACAUUUUUUAGCCUACAGUUGUUUAAAGAAUCUUCAGUGGAGCCGAGACUUGCUUCUUGGAAGUACAACGUCAACAAAAUAUUUCGUUCCACUACCGUCACAUGGCAUUUUUUCUGGAAAGAAAAAGACCAACUUAUUCCAGUAUUUAUGGAGAAUCCCAGUAAACGAAAUCGAUCGUCCUGGGAGUUUUUGUACACACAUCCGCAGAGGGAUCGAGUUAAUGCUGGAUGUUCUAUUUGAAUUGAAGGAUAAUCAUCUCUUACUCCACAUCUCUGCUUUUCUUCAUAAAACACCUGACAAAGACAAAAAAUAUUUGCGUGACAAUGAUCGUGCUUUCUUAGCCAUCAAGGCGUUUGAUUAUGUGCUGGAAACGUUGAAGUGUAAAAUCAAGCAUGUAUCAGGGAAAGAAGAUUUAAAGCAGCUUGUUUUCGAGGCUCAUGAAAUUUACAAACAUUCUCAAAAGAUGCAGAUCUCUGUGAAGACAACGGAAUAUUUGUUGAUAAAAGCUUAUGUAAAGUACACUUCCCCGCAACAAGAGGAAGACACGAAACAUCUUGAAGAAGCCAUCAAGUUUUGUCAACAAACCAAAUUCCCGCUUUAAUGAUGUAUUUUGUAAAAAACAUAUUUCAAUGACAA
Molecule: messenger RNA, 10170 nt
Organism: Hydractinia symbiolongicarpus
Lineage: Eukaryota; Metazoa; Cnidaria; Hydrozoa; Anthoathecata; Hydractiniidae
Product: calcineurin-binding protein cabin-1-like
Exons: 53
Coding region: 4337-10135 (1932 amino acids)
Biological process (GO): chromatin organization
Cellular component (GO): nucleus
Molecular function (GO): nucleosome binding; protein binding
Source: RefSeq, a predicted model, not a curated record